Drepanopeziza brunnea f. sp. 'multigermtubi' MB_m1 is the source of this 6348-nucleotide messenger RNA. RefSeq lists its product as uncharacterized. Lineage: Eukaryota; Fungi; Ascomycota; Leotiomycetes; Helotiales; Drepanopezizaceae. Gene Ontology annotation, biological process: phosphorelay signal transduction system; phosphorylation. The record is from RefSeq and is a predicted model, not a curated record. Gene Ontology annotation, molecular function: phosphorelay sensor kinase activity; protein binding.
AUGCUACCCUCAAAUUCUCCUCUCGCAAAACACUCCCUUUCGCACACCCGCCGUCCAAGCAACUCACGAACUUCUAAAAGCGAUAAAUCCGCGACAAAGCCUGCGAAGCAUGGAAUAAAACAAGGUGCCUCUUCUCUGUCCAAGAGCCAGGACUCGAUGUCCGAUCUGCAUUCUGGUGCAGAGGCACCUUCACAAGACUCCAGUGAUACGGAUACAGCGCAUAGCUAUGACAGCAAGGAAUCGGACAGGCCAAAAGCAGCAUCAUUGGAUGGACGGCGUCUAUCUAAAGCGGAUUUGAAAAUUCAAGACAGGAUCGAAAUAAUCAAAGGAAGCGAGAAAAAGGCUAGACAUGGCAAAUUUGAACUUCCUACGAACACUACAGCGGAGGAAGUCGAAAGGCUAAGAGCGGCUAUGAGCGCGCAACUGCAGCUCAAUCAGCAUCGUGACAGACUGGCAAGACAAUUAGGAGGCGCUACGGGAGAGAAGGAGACUGCUGGGACUAUCACUCCAACUGGGAAGUCAAGAGUUUCUCCUAUUCACGAAGAGACCAUAUCUCCAUCCUUAGAAGAAGCCUUUGCGACUCCUAUAAAUGCUGGUUUGGAAACAACAUCAACAGAAUCAGCCAGGACUAUCCGAGGUGGAAUCACGCCCGGGCUUAUGGCAGCUAGAACACCUUCAUAUCCUUUCCCGCCCAUGCGAACUCCAGGACAGUUGAGCUUUAAUGGACAUAAACCGUUCACAGCUUUGUCCCCUACAGUAAACCCCUCGAACUAUGCAGGUGGCUCCUUCAACUCUGGCUUACAGGACCGAGUUCUAUCUGGCUCAAGUACUCCGGCUUCCACGAUGAGAUUUCAGCCUACAGAAACGUCUGAAUCGCAAGGGGAUCCUAACUUCGAAGCGCCUAAUCUCUACGAUCUGAGUCUCAUGCUAUCUUCUGAGCCUGGCCUUGAUCCGUGGUGGACGACGGUUGUUGAGAUCAUGAGGAGCAUCUAUCACGCGCACAGAGUGACUCUAUCUGUACCGGCUGAUCCCACCGAUGUCGAGAAUGUUCCUUGGGGGCAGAAAGCAACAUUUAAUGCUGUGGGGGAAGACGAGUUAAGCCUCGCAUAUCUGCCACGGGGAAGCAGCCUAGUUCCCAGCAGUGGUGAUACUAACGAUACCUCAAAUUCAGAAGAUACAAAUCAGAUGGAAGAGGCUUCGCCUAUAUACGGCAGUCCAUUGCGGCCCGGGCUUCAGAGUAGACAUUCCUUUACGGCGUAUGAAGAUACUAAACGGGAUCCGAUUUCGACAUCCUUGGUGGCCAGAGCAGCAAGGCCCAGUCCGUUGACCAGAGCAAAAAGUUACCUCUCUGCACGUCCAGACCUCCCACCUCGAACUGCGACUCUCCAAAAUGCAGAGCUUAGCCUUCAAUCUCUCCAAGAACAUAUGGCUUUUGAAGACGCAAAACGUCAGACAACGGAAUGGGAGAAUCGGACAGGCGCAGAAAGAGAUGUCAAAGGCAGAAUUUUCUCGGUCCUACAAGCCUUGGAUUACGAAGCUGAAUCUCUUAUUGAUAAUAGAGGUGUUUCUCGGGUGGUGGAGCGUGGGAAAGUCAUCGCACUCACUCGUGACUAUCCAUACGUGGAGACUUCCAAGGAUGAGAAAAGUGGCAGCAGCAAAUCAUCAAAUCCAGGUAAUAGAUCCAAAGGCGUACCUAUUGAUGAACAAAAAACCCCUCAGAUGCCAGAUAUAGGCUCACGGGUCUCCUCGUUCUUUGGCGGUAGAUUAAGAAAAUCAAGCAGCCCACGUACUUUAAGCGAGAAAGGAAAAGGUUUCUCGAUGAGGGCAGUUGAAGAUGUAGAGGGUCAAGCUUUCCCGAGAUACGAGGAGUACGAACAGGCUCCACCUUCACCGUGGUCUCAAUCGCCAGCGCCAUCUCCAGCGGUGAGAGUGGAAACCUCCGACAACCCAUUCUUUGCAAACAUCCCGAUCGAUGAAGAGACAUUCAAUCCUCAGCCUGCGCCUGCUGAUUACGCCGACUUACCUCCACCUCAAACAAUCGGCAAUGAUCGAUCCUGGACGGUGCUCCAUGUGCCUUUGAUUCAUCCAUUGCUGUCAAAGCCGGUCCAAUCGUUUCGUCUGGAUGCUGCUGCUAUGGAGUUCAAAUCUGCUGGUCGUGGGAGAGGCAACGACAAUAAUGCAAAGGAUGGAGAGGAGAGAGUCAAAGCCAGGGAUUCGAUCAAAGAGAAGCAAACGCCGAUUGCGAUUCUCUCCAUUCUGACCCCAGUGAUUCCAUAUCCUUCCACCUUGAGACGUUCUCUUGAGCAUCUGGCCCCUCAUCUUGCUACCUCAUUUUCGCUGUGCCGGCAUUUUACGAACCUAGAGACGGAGGUCUCAGGCUUAUCUCGAAAGCGUCCUCAGACUGCAGGAUUCGGCGCCGUUGCCGGUGGCCGUGUUCCCGAGGACAGACUGAGAGGAAUUCACCCAGCAUACUGGCCUACUGAGGAGAACGCAUCCCAACGGUCUGCUGCCGAUAGUAUCACGAGUCCAAGCGACUACUCAGGCGUUUCGAGAAGUACGGCUGGCUCUCCUGCUGGUACGCCUGGAUGGGACCCUGGCAGUGUGGGACUCUCUUUGGAUAAGAGAUCGAGCGGCGGGAGCCCAGUUUUCGCUCCGGGGGAAGGCUACUUCAGUAACAGAACUCGGCCAGGUGUUGGAAGAGUUGAUACUGGCUCAGCCAGUUGUAUCACCGGUGCCCGUCAGUCAUCCAAGGAAUCUUCACCAGCCGAUACGAGAUCUCAACGGUUGCCUCGCACUUCUGAGGAGAGGUCAAGAGAUCCCGAGACUCCAACAUGCGACUACGGUGAUGGGAGCCCAAAGGACAAACACAAGCAGGAUGAAAGCUCCUCCACUGACACUACCGAGAACCGAGAUGUCAGCCCUUCGAGACAGGUUCAAGAUACGCAAAUUUCUCCUCGCCGGCUUGCCAUGCGUACAGCUUCCAACCAAUGGCCCGGAAGAUCUGAAAGACAGCACACUCAGCUACACUCAUACGGAGCAGAUUUUGGCGCUACCUUUCAGUCACUGCCCGCAACUACCCCAUCUACGAAAGGCCCUUCGACUGCAAAGGCGCAAUUACAGCCAGUAACCUCUUCAGUAGCCCCUGAAUAUAUGCCACCGCCAUCAGAUCGCGUCAAGGGCAUUAUGCUCGACUCUUUGCCCAUGCACAUCUUCAUCGCUCUGCCCCCGACAGGAGAAAUGGUUUGGGUUAACAGCCGCUACCUCACAUACAGAGGACAGAGUGUCAAGGAUCUUCACGAAGACCCAUGGGCCAGCAUUCAUCCUGCAGAACGUGAAGAGUAUCUGAGAGCUUGGAGUCAUGCGAUUCGGAGUGGCGAACAAUUUUCUAUGCAGGUGCGACUGCGGAGAUUUGAUGGUGCGUAUCGCUGGUUCUACACCCGGGCCGUUGGCCUUCGAGAUAGUCGUGGGGUCAUUGUUCAGUGGUAUGGCACGCACAUGGAUAUUCAUGAUCAGCACAUUGCCGAAGUAAAGGCCGCUAGACAGGAGGAGAUAGAGGCGUCGGAGGCUAAGCACCGACUUCUCGCAAAUCUUAUUCCCCAAAUCAUUUUCUCGGCAACAGAAGACCAAGGAGUAACGUUCGCGAACCAACAGUGGCUUUCGUACACAGGUCAAGACUUCGAGGAUGCUAUGGGACUAGGGUUCAUGGAUUUCGUGCAUCCAGAUGAUCUAGCGAGAUGCCAUAUUCCGACCAGCUUCUCUCCCAUACCUUCAGUUCACGUGCCCAGAAAACCAUCGGCGCCCAGCCGAAAUCCUUCCCAAGCUUCCUCUGGGGGUAUAUCGAGCAAAUCUGUUGUUUCUGAAGCCCCAACUGAGCGGACCAUCAAGGGUGUCCACCAAUCUCUGUCUAGGACCAAUAGUUCGAGCGGUGGUUCAAUUUAUGAGUUUCCGAGUAGUGACCUAUCCGAGCUGAUGAAAGCUGGUGUGAUCAAGGUGGAGGUAGACGGCAAUGGUCGGACUUCUUAUAGCACCGAAGUGCGGCUCAGAUCCAAGUGUGGAGAGUAUCGAUGGCAUCUUGUCCGUUGCGUCGAAAUCGACAACAUCAAUCUCGGAAUUGGCAACGGCUCCUGGUUCGGCGCCUGUGCAGACAUUAACGAUCAUAAGCUGCUGGAGAUGAAACUUAAGGAUGCCAUGGAGUCGAAGAGCAAGUUCCUGAGCAACAUGUCUCAUGAAAUUCGAACUCCUCUCAUCGGUAUCUCCGGAAUGAUCACAUUCUUACAGGAUAGUCAAUUGGACGAUGAUCAAAUUGAUUUCUGCAACACAAUCGCCUCCAGUGCCGAAGGACUCCUAAAUAUCAUCAACGAUAUCCUUGACCUCGCGAAAGCUGACGCCGGUAUGAUGAAGCUCCAGUACGAUUGGUUUCAUACCCGCUCUCUGGUCGAAGAGGUUAACGAGAUGGUUUCAACCAUCGCUAUGACCAAGCACCUUGAGGUCAACUACGUGGUUGAUCCAGAAGUGCCAGACAUGGUCAAAGGCGAUAGAUUUAGAGUCCGACAAGUCCUUCUAAACGUCAUCGGUAACGCUAUCAAGUUUACGGAUGCUGGGGAGGUUUUCAGCCGAUGUACGGUGUUGAAGGAGCAGUCGGCAAAUGCGGCAGAAAAUGAAAUCAUCCUCGAGUUUUCCAUCAUUGAUACCGGCCGUGGCUUCACGCAAGAAGAGGCGGAGAAGAUAUUCAAGCCUUUCAGCCAAAUUGAUGCAAGCAGCACACGCACACAGGGAGGAACUGGCUUAGGUCUUGUCAUUUCCAGACAACUUGUCGAACUCCAUGGUGGUAUGAUGGAAGGCACUGCCACCCCAGGCAAAGGCGCAACUUUCACCUUCUCGAUCAAGUUUCAAUUGCCUACCGCUGAGGACCAUCCUCCGCCUUCCGAAAUCCACACACCAAGCACUGUCCCAUCGACCAGAGCAUCGCUUAGAUCUUUGGUGUCAUAUGACACGACGGCACGUGCUAUCCAGCAGGCAGGCGGAAACCCUAUUCUGGCCGGCAGAUUAUUUAGCUCCUCGCCAACAGCAGAAAGUCCACGUACUGAAUCCUCGAGCACCGGCUCUCAAGGGGUCAGAUCGUCGAGUAGUUCUGCUCCAUCAUUUCACUCGACUAGAUCGCAGAUUACGCAUCGUUCUUCAAGCUCUUCCCUGCCCCCAGCUUUGGCGAGUUUUGAAGAAGCAGCUCGAGUAAUCGCGACGGAUCCUUUGAGCAUGAAGUUGGAGCUUCCAGACCGUGUUUCGCCGACCUCGGUUACAGAACAGCUAUACUCGACAUCACCAAAUGCCACGCCUACUCCAACAGGACAAUUCAGUCCGCCUAAUUAUGCCCUCGACGCUAAGCUUGAUGUUGAAAUGAAGCAAUUCCGUCCGCCCAUGUAUUCGAUUCUGCUCAUCUGCCCUCAGGAGCACAGCCGGGAAGCUACAACUCAACACAUCGAGAUGACGUUGCCCAAAGAUGUCCCACACAAGAUUACCGGCUUGGCAAGCGUGGAUGAAGCUCGUACAAUGAUUGCUGGAGAGAAUCCUAUCAUCUUCACUCACAUCGUCUUGAACCUGGGCGUAAGCGACGAUAUUGUUGUUUUGGUUGAUCAGAUUAUGGGCUCGAUUUAUAUGCCUUCGACAUCGAUCGUUGUUCUUUCUGAUCCUGUCCAACGACAAGAGGUGAUGAAGAUGGCGACCGACUACAAUUAUGAGCAACUUGCAAAGGACAAUCGUCUUACAUUCAUCUACAAGCCGGUCAAGCCGUCCAAAUUUGCAGUAAUAUUUGAUCCAGACAAGGAAAGAGAUCUCAGCACAGACCGAAACCGGUUCCAAUCUCAGCAACAAGUAGCUCGCAGCAGACAGAACUACUCUGAUAUUCGAGAGCGAGUGGGUGACAGGGGUUAUCUUGCCCUGCUAGUGGAAGACAACUUAACAAACCAGAAGGUCCUACGCAAGUUCCUGGACAAGAUUGGUAUUCGGGUUGAGGUAGCCUUAGACGGUGUCGAGUGUACAGACAAAGUCUUUUCAAAGCCCCAUGGCUUCUACUCUUUGAUUCUGUGCGAUCUCCAUAUGCCGAACAAAGACGGCUAUCAGACCUGCCGCGAAAUCCGGGCUUGGGAGCGCAAGGAAAAGCAUGCACGGAUGCCCAUACUCGCCCUCUCCGCCAACGUCAUGGCAGAGGUCAAACCCCAGUGCGAUGCCGCCGGCUUCGACGAAUAUAUCACCAAGCCGGUUGAUUUCAAGAGCCUCAGCACAGCCAUGAUCAACCUGCUGGACCCUGAGGAUCCCAAAGCUGCGGCUAGGGUCUUGAAGGGCUUCACGUAA